This is a messenger RNA of Heterostelium album PN500, 432 nucleotides long. RefSeq lists its product as uncharacterized. The record is from RefSeq and is a predicted model, not a curated record. Lineage: Eukaryota; Evosea; Eumycetozoa; Acytosteliales; Acytosteliaceae. The coding region runs from base 1 to 432 and encodes 143 amino acids. The transcript is spliced from 3 exons.
AUGUCAGAUCCAACCGAUCAAACAACAACAACAACCACAACAACCAGUAGUGCAGCAGCACCUACUGAUACAACAACCACAACAAAUGAUCUUACGAUGAAUGAUCUCGAGAGCAAAAAUGAUAAUGAUUCAAUCCCAUCAACCUCUAUGUUAUUCCCGGAUGUUACUCCCAACAACACUCAUCCUGAUCCACUCCCAUCCGAUUUAUUCCUAGCAACUCUAGCUGCAUCUAAGAUACCGAUCUCUUCUUCCAUCGCUUCAGUAAAAGUUCAAGACAAUCGAAAAACAGAACAAGAAGGAUCAUGUCCAAUAUCUGUCUCAUACGUCGAUGGUAAUUUGUUGUCACAAUAUAUAUUAUUUAUGAUGUCUACCAAACUAUCGAUUGACAAUUCAGCUUUAGGAUCAUUGAAUGGAUAUACGGAAAUCACAUAG